Messenger RNA from Bursaphelenchus okinawaensis, 3376 nucleotides. The record is from the annotation of a GenBank genome assembly. Lineage: Eukaryota; Metazoa; Nematoda; Chromadorea; Rhabditida; Aphelenchoididae.
AUGGCCAAAAGUCGGAGAAUAAGAUCUCGUACAAAUACAAAUGCUUCAACGAUCUCAUCUCGUGUUGAAAAUAUCAAAAAUGCGUUGACAACAAAUGGAAUUGGACAUUGUGAUGAACAUGGCUCCAUUACUUCUUCGAAUUCCGAAACUGUAAGUUGUUUUUGUAAAGAGCUUUUCCGUUUUUAGAUAAAGAAGUAGAUUUUCUUUAUGAUCUGAUGGAGAAUAAUAUUUUCUUAAUGUUUAGAUUGAAUAUCAUGAGAACGUCACGAAUAAUGACGCUAAAAUAUAUAGUCAAUUAGUGGCACAGCUAAUUGUCAGCCGGCUGCUGUUGUUUGCUACACAAUGCGUUCUUGGGCUGUUGCCUGAUGCUGCUACUGACGCCUUUAAGGUCAAGGAAUCUGAAGGUACGUAAAUUUUGAAUAUGAAGUGUUAUUCGAUACUAAAUUUUAAUAAAAACUUAAUAAAAAACGUUAUUUUAGUCUGUUCAUAUCUUUAGAUUACAUGCACAGUAGAUUUGUUCGACCAAUGUUUGGUGGCUUGACAAGAUGGGAUGGGAUGCAUUACCUUCAUAUUGCUGAACAUGGUUACACCUGGGAGAGUACAUUGGCGUUCUUCCCAUUAUUUCCAAUGAUUCUGAGGUUCUUGGGGACAUUGAUAUCGACAGGGAUAUCUUCGCUUAGUUUUUACAGUGCAAUGGUUGUUGGUGGAGUGUUGUUUAACAAUGUAAGUUAUUCUGUUUUGUUGUCGUUAUGUUUUUAGGUAACAAAGCUCCAAAAUGAGAAUUAAAAGCUGAAGAAUACCUAAAUUAACCUUGUUUUAUACCUAAAACAAUGUUUUCAGACCAUCUUCGUGCUAAACGGCCUAUUAUUGUACCAGCUGUGUUUAAAACUGACCAAAUCUGAAAAAGAUUCAAUCCUUGCCGUCUACGUCUACUGUUUCAACCCAUCAUCAGUGUUCUUCUCAGCAGUUUACUCCGAGAGCUUAUUUAUGUUGUUCACUUUGUUAGGCUUAAAGUGUUUGUAUAAUGACAAAAAGACCUCGUACGACUAUGUUUUUGAUCUCUUAAUGGCAUCAGUGGCAUUUGCUUUGUCAUUUUUCACACGAUCUAAUGGAUGGUUGAACUUUGGUUAUGUUGGAUAUCAAAUUAUGUUAUCAUUGCUUACUAAUAAUGGCAAAUGGGAACGAAAAAGAAGAGUUUUUGUUAAAGUAAGUUGGGGUAGGCUUAAAAAUAGUAAUUAGAAGAUGUGUUUUGUUUUUUUAACAUUAUUAGGCUUAUUUAUGGGUUUUGAGGUAACAAAUAAAAAAUUUUAGGCUUAUAACACUAAUUUUUUACUUUUAGGCUUAUAACUUGUGUUUAAGGUAUUUAAUCAAAUUUUUAACUUUAUUAGGCUUAGGUUAUUGGUCUAAGGAUGUCAGAAAACAAUUUUUGGUUAGAAAUUUGAAUUUUUUUUAUUUCAUAAGCCUAAAAUUAAAAAAUUAAUAUUUCAAGCUCAAAUUUCUUUUCUGAGAUCUUUGGACCCAUAACUUAAGCCUAAUAAGGUUUAAAAUCAAAUUAAAGUUCUUAGAAGUCGUUUAUAAGCCUAAAAAUAAAAAAAUUGGUACUUAAGCCUAAAAUUAAAAACUUAAUAUUUCAAGCUCAAAUUUCUUUUCUGCGUUCUUUGGGCCCAUAACUUAAGCCUACUAAGGUUUAAAAUCAAAUUAAAGUUCUUAGAAGUAGUUUAUAAGCCUAAAAGUAAAAAAUCGGUAUUUAAGCCUAAAAUUAUUUUUUGGUGUCUUUGUGUCUUUGAGCCUACAACUUAAGCCUAAUAAGGUUUAAAAUCAAAUUAAAGUUCUUAGAAGUCGUUUAUAAGCCUAAAAGUAAAAAAAUCGGUAUUUAAGCCUAAAAUUAUUUUUUGGUGUCUUUGUGUCUUUGAGCCUACAACUUAAGCCUAAUAAGGUUUAAAAUCAAAUUAAAGUUCUUAGAAGUCGUUUAUAAGCCUAAAAGUAAAAAAAUCGGUAUUUAAGCCUAAAAUUAUUUUUUGGUGUCUUUGUGUCUUUAAGCCUACAACUUAAGCCUAAUAAGGUUUAAAAUCAAAUUAAAGUUCUUAGAAGUCGUUUAUAAGCCUAAAAGUAAAAAAAUCGGUAUUUAAGCCUAAAAUUAUUUUUUGGUUUUUUUGAGCCUAUAGCCUAAGCCUAAUGGCGUUUAAAAUCGGUUUUAUGAACGUUUGCUUCAUUUUUAAUUAAAAAAAAGAUUAAAAAGUUCAUUUUUCAGGGUAUCAAAUACUUCCCACUGUUAUUAAUAUGCUUUGUCAUCGUAAUCGCCCCUCUAAGAUCUUUUUCCGCAACACAAGAAGAAAGAUUUUGCCGCUCAACAACAAUAUUCGCAUUCGAUGAAACCGAAGAACCAUAUUCAAAUCCGUUUCAUGAUGAAUAUAUGUCAGGCCGAGUGCUGCCAGGAGAUAUACCAAAGCUAAAAUGGUGUCACAAAAGGAACGACCUCUCAAUAUUACCGGUAUAUUACUCUUCAUUACAGCGAUCCUACUGGGAUGUAGGAUUUUUACAGUAUUGGCAGUUGAAGAAGAUCCCCAUGUUCAUAAUGGCAUUACCUACAUUGACUAUAUUAUUGUAUGGAGUCGCGGAUAUUGUACUGGAUAUUACACUGGAUUCGAGGAAUGGAGCUGUUAUUCUGCAUGAAAAUAACUAUUUGAUACCUUUUGCUAUCCAUUCGACAGUUUUAGGCUUAGGAGCAGUGUUUUUCUAUAAUGUUGAGGUAGGCUUUGAAUUUUUGUUUUUAUUUAUUUAUUUAACAAAAGAAGGUUUUUGAGAAAGGUGUAGGCAGGUAGUAGAGUAAAAGCCUAAGCUUAAUAACUUUAAACCUAUUGAGCGUAAUCUUGCUAUGAGUAAGUCUUCUAAGUCCAAGCCUAUUAAGGUUAAGCUUACUAAGCUUAAGCAUACUAAGCGUAAGCCUAGUAAGAUUAAGGUUUUUAAUUCUAAGCCUACUAAGAUCAAGCUUAACAAGCCUAAGCCUACUAAGAUUAAGUCUACCAAGCACAAGCCUUCUGAGCCUAAGCCUACUAAGCCUAAAUUUAAAGCCUAGUCCUAAUUUUAUUAAGCCUAAACCCACUGAAACUAAACCUAAUAACCCACAGUUCAUUUUCAGGUAGUGACACGCAUCCUCUUCUCCACCUCCCCCUUCAUGUACAUUACUAUCGCCCGCAUCAUGUCCCAACACUGCCCCCGCAUCAAGUGUCCCGAUGAUCUCAUGGAACCGCCGGUAUUUCCUUUCUUCGCCAACUACUUUUUUGUUCGAACCACGAGCAAAGUCCUUAUCAUCUACUUGCUCGGAUACUGUUUCUUCGGUACUGUGGCUUUUGUCAAUUGGCUGCCAUAUUGUUAA